GGGAGACACGGACCCUGCCGCUGCUAGCAAGAGGGAAGAGCGGAACCACACAGGGACAGUGAGGGGGGGGCUGCCGGCCGGAAGGGACACCACUCUGCGCGUUAGAUCUCUUCCGACUUAUCCCGUUAUCGAUUUGUGUUCAUCCGGUAAUCUCCCAAAAAGCAGAAGAAGAAGGAGAAGACGGGGGCUCGGGGGAUCUCAUCUGCUAGCUUGUAGCUUGUAGCCUGCCGCCAUCUCUUCUCCUCCUCCGCCUCCUCCGCCCACCAUGGGGAACGCGGCCACCGCCAAGAAGGGCAACGAGCUGGAGAGCGUGAAAGAGUUUCUUGCCAAAGCCAAAGAAGAUUUCUUACGGAAGUGGGAAAGCCCACCACAGAGCACAACGGGCCUCGAUGACUUUGAGAGAUUAAAGACCUUGGGUACCGGCUCGUUUGGGAGAGUCAUGCUGGUGAAACACAAAGGAGCAGAGCAGUACUUCGCCAUGAAAAUACUGGACAAGCAGAAGGUUGUGAAACUCAAGCAAAUAGAACACACAUUAAACGAGAAGAGGAUAUUACAGGCUGUGAGCUUCCCCUUUCUCGUCAGACUUGAGUACGCGUUUAAGGACAACUCCAAUUUGUACAUGGUGAUGGAGUAUGUUCCAGGAGGAGAAAUGUUUUCACACUUGAGACGAAUUGGAAGGUUCAGUGAACCACACGCACGGUUUUAUGCCGCUCAAAUAGUGCUGACGUUUGAGUACCUCCAUUCACUAGAUCUCAUAUACAGAGAUCUGAAGCCUGAGAACCUUCUCAUCGACAACCAUGGCUACAUUCAGGUGACAGACUUUGGAUUUGCCAAGAGGGUAAAAGGCAGGACCUGGACGUUGUGUGGGACACCGGAGUACCUGGCGCCAGAAAUCAUCCUCAGCAAAGGCUAUAACAAAGCUGUGGACUGGUGGGCCCUCGGAGUUCUCAUCUAUGAAAUGGCAGCUGGCUACCCUCCGUUCUUUGCAGAUCAACCUAUUCAGAUCUAUGAGAAGAUUGUGUCUGGAAAGGUCCGAUUUCCCUCCCACUUCAGCUCCGACUUAAAGGAUCUGUUGCGAAACCUGCUGCAGGUGGAUCUGACCAAACGCUACGGCAACCUGAAGAACGGAGUCAAUGACAUCAAGGGCCACAAAUGGUUCGCCACAACAGACUGGAUCGCAAUCUACGAGAGAAAGGUGGAAGCCCCGUUCAUACCAAAGUGCAGAGGCCCAGGGGACACGAGCAACUUCGACGACUACGAGGAGGAGGAAAUCCGCGUUUCUUUAACGGAAAAAUGCACGAAAGAGUUUGCAGAGUUUUAGGACGCGGGAACAUGGAUAUAUCAGGGAAAAAUAAGGGGAUCUUUGCACUCUUCUAAAGACUUGGGAAGGA
Molecule: messenger RNA, 1391 nt
Organism: Limanda limanda (common dab)
Lineage: Eukaryota; Metazoa; Chordata; Actinopteri; Pleuronectiformes; Pleuronectidae
Gene: prkacbb
Product: protein kinase, cAMP-dependent, catalytic, beta b
Exons: 10
Coding region: 266-1321 (351 amino acids)
Biological process (GO): peptidyl-serine phosphorylation
Cellular component (GO): cAMP-dependent protein kinase complex; nucleus
Molecular function (GO): ATP binding; cAMP-dependent protein kinase activity
Source: RefSeq, a predicted model, not a curated record